Molecule: messenger RNA, 4598 nt
Organism: Perognathus longimembris pacificus (Pacific pocket mouse)
Lineage: Eukaryota; Metazoa; Chordata; Mammalia; Rodentia; Heteromyidae
Gene: Ezh1
Product: enhancer of zeste 1 polycomb repressive complex 2 subunit
Exons: 20
Coding region: 720-2963 (747 amino acids)
Biological process (GO): chromatin remodeling
Molecular function (GO): histone H3K27 methyltransferase activity; protein binding
Source: RefSeq, a predicted model, not a curated record
AAGGAGCUGAAGCUCAAGUGGUAGAGCGCUAGCCUUGAGCAAAAAUGCUCAGGGACAGCACCCAGUUCCUGAGUUCAAGCCCCGGGAUAGGUACCAAAACACAAAACGACAACAAAAAACAAUCACCUAAGGAAUAGCUCCUAGGCCUGGAGAGAAAGAUUAUAUAAUUUGGAGGAAAGCAAUUCAAAUCUGCUGUUUUUGGUUUUAGUUCAGGGCCUGUACUUGUUAGGCCGGCAGUUUACCACUUGAACUGUACCCUCAGCCUUUUAUGCUUCAGUUGUUUUCAAAUAAGUCACAGAAAUAGGGAACAUUUUGAAUGUUUACAUGUAUUUAAUGUUUGUUGAUCCUGCUAGCUAAGCCUAGAAAUUAGUUCGAAAAGUAUUUACUACCAAUGACUGUGAGAAUGUGUGUGUCCGUGUAACUAGAAGGAUAGAAUUUUAUCAAAUAAAGCUUCUUCUCAAAUAGCAUCAAGUAUUUUUUGAGUUCCAACUUACAUGUAAAAAUGGUCAGAGAAAAGAUCUUAACAUCUUCCUAAUUCUGGGAAAGCUCUUGCUCACAGUGUCCAGGGCAAAACACUGCCAAUUUAAUGAAACCUCUGUCUCUUCUCUUUUGCAAAGCUGGACACUUGUUUUAGCUGUGUAUCUUGCCAUUCCUUGAAAGAACAGAGGCACAUUAUAAAAUUCAACACUUCUACUUACGUUCUAUGAGAGUACAGCAAAAUGGAUAUAUCAAAUCCCCCAACUUCCAAAUGUAUCACUUAUUGGAAGAGAAAAGUGAAAUCUGAAUAUAUGCGACUCCGACAGCUCAAACGGCUUCAGGCUAAUAUGGGUGCAAAGGCUCUGUAUGUGGCAAAUUUUGCAAAGGUCCAAGAAAAAACUCAGAUUCUUAAUGAAGAAUGGAAGAAACUCCGUGUUCAGCCUGUUCAGUCUAUGAAGCCUGUGAGUGGGCAUCCUUUUCUCAAAAAGUGUACCAUAGAGAGUGGUUUCCCAGGAUUUGCAAGCCAACAUAUGUUGAUGAGGUCUCUGAAUACUGUUGCUUUGGUUCCCAUCAUGUAUUCUUGGUCCCCUCUCCAGCAGAACUUUAUGGUAGAAGAUGAGACCGUUUUGUGCAAUAUUCCCUACAUGGGAGAUGAGGUGAAAGAAGAAGAUGAAACUUUCAUUGAAGAGCUGAUCAAUAACUAUGAUGGGAAAGUCCAUGGUGAAGAAGAGAUGAUUCCUGGAUCUGUCCUGAUAAGUGAUGCUGUUUUCCUGGAAUUGGUAGAUGCUCUGAAUCAACAUUCAGAUGAAGAGGAGGAAGGGCACAAUGACAACUCAGAUGGAAAACAGGAUGAUAGCAAAGAAGAUCUUCCGGUAACAAGAAAGAGAAAACGACAUGCUAUUGAAGGCAACAAAAAAAGUUCCAAGAAACAAUUCCCAAAUGACAUGAUCUUCAGUGCCAUUGCCUCGAUGUUCCCUGAAAAUGGUGUCCCAGACGACAUGAAGGAGAGGUAUCGAGAGCUGACAGAAAUGUCAGAUCCCAAUGCGCUUCCCCCUCAGUGCACACCCAACAUUGAUGGGCCCAAUGCCAAGUCUGUGCAACGGGAGCAAUCUCUGCACUCCUUCCACACACUCUUUUGCCGACGCUGCUUUAAAUAUGACUGCUUCCUUCACCCCUUUCAUGCCACCCCUAAUGUGUAUAAGCGCAAGAACAAAGAAAUCAAGAUUGAGCCAGAACCCUGUGGCACAGACUGCUUCCUUUUGCUGGAAGGAGCUAAGGAGUAUGCCAUGCUCCAUAAUCCCCGCUCCAAGUGCUCUGGGCGCCGCAGGCGAAGACAUCAUGUGGUCAGUGCUUCUUGCUCUAAUACUUCAGCCUCUGCUGUGACUGAGACUAAAGAAGGGGACAGUGACAGGGACACAGGCAAUGACUGGGCCUCCAGUUCUUCAGAGGCUAACUCUCGUUGUCAGACCCCCACAAAACAGAAGGCCAGUCCAGCCCCGCCUCAACUGUGUGUUGUGGAAGCCCCUUCUGAGUCUGUGGAGUGGACUGGGGCUGAGGAAUCUCUUUUUAGAGUCUUCCAUGGCACCUACUUCAACAACUUCUGUUCCAUAGCCAGGCUUCUGGGGACAAAGACGUGUAAGCAGGUCUUUCAGUUUGCAGUGAAAGAAUCACUUAUCCUGAAGUUGCCAACAGAUGAGCUCAUGAACCCAUCACAGAAGAAGAAAAGAAAGCACAGAUUGUGGGCUGCACACUGCAGGAAAAUUCAGCUGAAGAAAGAUAACUCUUCUACACAAGUAUACAACUAUCAACCCUGUGACCACCCAGACCGGCCCUGUGACAGCACCUGCCCCUGCAUCAUGACUCAGAAUUUCUGUGAGAAGUUCUGCCAGUGCAAUCCAGAUUGUCAGAAUCGUUUCCCUGGCUGUAGAUGUAAGACCCAGUGCAAUACCAAGCAGUGUCCUUGCUAUCUGGCAGUACGAGAAUGUGAUCCUGACCUGUGCCUCACCUGUGGGGCAUCAGAGCACUGGGACUGCAAGGUGGUCUCCUGCAAAAACUGCAGCAUCCAACGUGGCCUCAAGAAGCACCUGCUGCUGGCCCCUUCCGAUGUGGCCGGAUGGGGCACCUUCAUUAAGGAGUCUGUGCAGAAAAAUGAAUUCAUAUCUGAAUAUUGUGGUGAGCUCAUCUCUCAGGAUGAAGCUGACCGACGAGGGAAGGUCUAUGACAAGUAUAUGUCCAGCUUCCUUUUCAAUCUCAACAAUGAUUUUGUAGUAGAUGCUACCCGGAAAGGAAACAAAAUUCGAUUUGCAAACCAUUCAGUGAACCCCAACUGUUAUGCCAAAGUGGUCAUGGUGAAUGGAGAUCAUCGCAUUGGGAUCUUUGCAAAGAGGGCAAUUCAGGCUGGUGAAGAACUCUUCUUCGAUUACAGGUACAGCCAAGCUGAUGCCCUCAAGUACGUGGGGAUUGAGAGGGAGACUGAUGUCCUCUAGCCCUCCUGGCCCCGCACCUGGCACUGUCUGUUCACGCACACACCACUGCUGCUUGAGCCCCUGCACUAUGUGUCUUCCACACCGAGAAACCCCACCCACUCCCUCUGUAGCAAGGCCUCAGCUGCAUCCCAGGAGGACACACCAUGUCAGUGAGAAGAGGGAAGACAGGUCUCCCAGGCAAGAAAGCUGAGAUGUGGAGGUUGCAUCCCUACCUUCUCAGAGGAAGAGGGCACAGGCUGGGUUGAAUGAUAACACUUGAUUUCUCUUCAGCCCUCCAGGCUGUGAACCUCAGGAAUCGACUUUGGCAGUUUCUGACAAGUGCUGUCAUUUUAGCUUUCCCAAACAAAGGUCCUUAUGUAAUUGGGAUGCCAGGAAUAUCUGAAUGAAGUCUGAUCCCUGGAGCUUACUGUGCUCUGGGUUAGAGGCAAGCUUGCAGUUAAUACAGAGUAGAUGCAGAGGGAAUGGUUGCCUUCCUAUCUCUUCCCUCUGGUGUGGUCCAAACAGAAGGCUUUCAGAAGGCCUUCCCUGUACUCUGGAGGGGUGUGGUGUUUUCAGACUCCUGGGAACGGGCACCAGCACCCCAGCUCCUUCCAAAGUUGUGGCUCAAUAACUGCAGGCAGGCCUUACGUGCUGGUGAAGCGUUGGGUGUGUCUGCUUCAUUAGACUGUAGGGGUUCUGGUUUUUGUUUUUCAGGCUUUCCUUUCCCAGAGGCCAGGUCCAAAGGACCCAGUGCCUUGGAAUGGGGCUGGAUUAGAAAGGGAUAGAUUGUUGGUAUAACGUAGUCCCUGUCUGAAGCACCUGCUGUUUGGAAAGGAAAGGGUGACUUGGCAGUAUGUUUGCAGGGGAGUGAUGGGUGCAGUUGCACACAUUUAGAAUGGUGUCACAGUGCAGGGCAGACUGGCAGGUGUUUGCUGUGUGGAGCAGGCAAAUCACCUGACCCAGUCCAAGGUGCCAUUCUCUCUGGGAUUCAUGCAGAACAAAGCACUUUAACUUUUUUUUUAGAAGGUCUGUAGAUUGGAGUAGAACCUAAGCCAAGGUCUCUUGUUCUUGCCCAAAUCCCACUUCAGAGGAAGGAGGGAAGAGAGGGGCUAGACAUUUUCCCCUCCAGUUCCAACUCAUCUAGGAGAGGCAGGAGGAACUGGCUUGACACAGAAUUUACAAAUCAGGAGCCAACAAGAGCUGCCCUGGAUCUGUGACUGGUGUGCUGAGCUGGUAGGGAACAAAUAAUAUUGUACUGGGUAGAAAGGGCUCAGGCAGGUAUGGACUGGCCUAGGGAGUGUUAGAAUGGGGAGCCAGCACUUCCCACUUUUCUGAAGAACCAGAGCCUCCCUUCCCACACUUCCUCCUUGCCAGUGGUAUCCCAUCAAAGAAAUGGGACUCCCUCUGGCCCAGCUGCCUCUUAGGGAUUUGUGUGUGACCUGUAUGUAUACACACACACACCACACACACACACACACACGUACACACACGUACGUAGGCACGUAGGCACUCCACACUCAGCACAUGUCAGGCAGCGUCUUUCCCCCACCGUGAUUCUGAAAUCUCCCUGUACUGUGUUUGUUUUCCUUGUGUGUAUCGGGAUCCCCUCAAGCUACACUGUGGGGCUCUGAAUUAAUCAUUAAUUUGGGGGGGCGG